GUAAUUUUCAGGUGGUGGAAAAUCUCACUUAGGAAUGAAUUUCGUGAAUCAAGACCUGGAGAAAUUAAAGAAUCCCGGCAGGAUUUUUUGGAUGAUUCAUCUCUUCAUAUUCAGAUUGCUAUAGUGUUUGGUGCCAAAGUUCUGGAACACGUCCUCAAUCUGUGCCGAGGUAACUAUGACUUCCUGGAACAGCUUCCUGUCCCGCUGCUCCUGUACAUCAUUUCCUUUCUGGAGCUUGAAGAUAUUGCCAGGCUUUCUCAAGUUUCACGCAGAUUUGAAAUG
This is a messenger RNA of Phaethon lepturus (White-tailed tropicbird), 282 nucleotides long. RefSeq names its product F-box protein 36 (gene FBXO36). The annotation marks the transcript as partial. Gene Ontology annotation, molecular function: protein binding. The record is from RefSeq and is a predicted model, not a curated record. Lineage: Eukaryota; Metazoa; Chordata; Aves; Phaethontiformes; Phaethontidae. The transcript has 2 exons.